ACAGCUGCGACCUCCCACUGGGGAGGAGUCAGCCAAACCUCAUAUGUUGUCGCUGGGUUUGCUCCUAUUAAUUCAGCCAAGGUGCUCCGAGGAUCCAGAACAACAACAUCUCUGCAGAGAGCAACACUUCUACUGAGAAAUAUGCAAAGCCCUCCAAAGCCCCAGUUCGCCAGCUGGCUCAUAGAGCAGGUGGAGACGCGCCAGUACACGGGCCUGUGCUAUGUGGGCCGAAACAAGUUCAGAGUCCCCUGGAAGCACAACUCCAGAAGGGACUGCAGUGAUGAGGACAGCAAGAUAUUCCGGGCAUGGGCAGUGGCCAGCGGGAAAAUCAAUGAGUUCCCCACCGAUAAGGCCAGGUGGAAAACCAACUUCCGAUGCGCUCUCAACAAUCUCUCUGUGCGCUUCAAGAUGAUAAAAGAUAACUCCAAGAAUUCUGACGACCCUCACAAAAUCUACGAAAUCAUCAACACCGGAUACAACCAAGGCAGCCUGCCAGACUCCCAGGAAGAUUCUGACAUGGUCCCAGAUAUCUACAGCUCUCCCAUAGAGUACUUCCCCUCAGGAAAUGAGCACAAUCUGCUCAACAAUUUCAUGGCCUUGGAUCUUGGCAACCAGCAAGCAGAGAAGCAACCGUGGGCAGAGGGCUAUGGUCAGCACAUUCCAGCUGCCCUGCCCUAUGUAGCAGUUGAGAACCACCCACAGCUUCUACCAGAUCAGCCUUCCUACUGUGAGGUAAAUCCUCCACCAGUCAUCGGUUCACCUGUGCAACCAUCUAUAUAUGACCUGGAGAUCUCCAUCCACUACAGGAAGAAAGAAAUGCUAAAGACCACUUUGUCCACUGCCCUUCUCCAGCUCCACUACCAGCAGGAGGCCCCUGAGCUCAAUGCCCAUCGCCUCUGCUUCCCCUCCACUGACGGUCUGCUGGACCAGAAACAGGUUGAAUACACCAACCGCAUCCUUAGCAGCAUCCAGAGAGGUCUGUUCCUCAGGGUACAAGAGACUGGUAUCUACGCCUGGAGGCAGGACAGGUGCCAUGUGUUUGCCAGCACCAGUGACCCCAGUGCGGCUCACCAAGGCCCAGCCAAGCUGCCACAGAACACCAUGGUGGAGCUCCUCAGCUUUGAGAAAUAUGUGAAUGAGCUGAAGCAGUUUAGAGAGAACAAUGGCAACUCUCCUAACUACACCAUCAACAUGUGCUUCGGAGAGAGGUUUCCUGAUGGAAAACCUUUGGAGAAGAAGCUCAUUGUAGUCAAGGUGGUCCCUCUGAUCUGUCGACACUUUGAAGAGAUGGCCCAGAUGGAGGGGGCUUCGUCACUUCACAGCGCUAACGUCAGCCUACAGAUCUCACACAACAGCCUGUAUGACCUUAUUAACUCUGUCUUUAGCCUGCCGACAGCUGAGGAGUCAGCACGGGCUGCUGAGUCUUUUCUACCUCAGAUCUGAAUUUUUUUCUGUCACUCAACCCUACUGGGGUCUAUCUUAACUCCCUAUGGGACACACUCCCUGCUUUUACCCAAAGCUUUGCUGACAAGUAGCCAAACUGGUGACCUGUUGAAUGUGUUAGAGUAGCUGAAGCAGGAGUACAUAUAAUUUAAUCGGUCAUCGCAUUCUGUGCAAUUACUGAUAAGCUGUAACUCCACCCUCCUGCUUUGCUUUAUCUCCUGUUAACUAUUAGUGUCACAUUAGUCACCAACUUUAGGCAAAAAGUGACGUUCUUAUCACUACAUAAAUAGAAAUGAGCUCCUCCACUGUUAGACUGUUACUUUACUCAAGGGCCAAUGGCCUUGCCUUCAAACAAACUUGUAUAUUAUUGCUGUAAAUGUCAAAUCAUCUCUUAAUGAAAUGUGUCCUUUCCAAUUGAUAUAUGUAUGUUGUGACAAAAUGAUGCCUAACAUGACGGAAAAUCCUGUUAAACGUGAUGUUUUUGCGCUUUGCUCACGUAUUUGUGAGCUUUUAAAAUGCAAAUUAAAGCUAAAUGAUGUAUGUGACAGGGUUUUUAUUAUGUGUCUUGCAGCCAUUGACUGCAGUAUAUCCAUGUUUGUGGUGGAUUGUUUUGCACUUCAGAAUUUGUUCACCUUUUUUUAUCCUCUGCUGGUCAUUUUUGCACUUUUCACACUGGAAAAUCUAAACUGGCAUUAUUUAGAUUUCAAAUAAAGUCUUUAACCUUGAACAAGGCCUCAGUUCUUUAUCCAUAUGGUGAAAUGUAUGACUUGUAAAUGCUGAAAAGUAUUAUAUGGAGAUCAUACAGUGGAUCAAUACAAAAGUAGAUUAUACCCAAAAGUUCUGUUUUCUUAAAAUCAAGCCUUUUUCAUAAGCUUUCAAAAUGUAAAAGUCCCUUUAGUGGCUCCCAAAGCUGAGCCCUUACAGUGUAACUCAGGUUUGUCCACUGUAACCAAAAAAGAAAUGAAUAUAUAUAUUUCCUAAUUAAAACAUUGUCCCUAAUAAGAAAAUGACUACAAAAAAAGCUGUUUUCAGCCUGCUGUGGUGGCUCAGUUUGGAACGUAACAAGACUCACUAUUACUAUGAUUCUCAUAGUAUAUCUUCAAACCCCAAACCCUUGAACGGUGGAAUCAGUAAUUCUGAAGAAAGACUGUCGACACCUGAACUGAACACUCAAACAAGUAGAUUUAGGCUGAAUCCAAAUGUCCACCCUCUGUGACAUGUUCACUGUCAUCACGUUAAGUCUGCAAGGGCAGAGAUUUCAAGCUGCUGAUAGACAGGCCUCAAGUUUGUUGGAACAUUCAAGCUGAUCACUGCGGUCAUAUUCCUCACGCAAGUUGAUGAAUAGUGUCUGCUCAUCUGUCCCUGCAGAUGACAAGAUAUAAAUCUUAUGUAUAGCCUUUUUUGGGACUGAACAAAAUGAUAUUCCUACAUCUCUAUAUAACAUAUAGGCUACACACACUCAAAAAUCAAAAUGUCUGCAAAUAAGGACACAACUAUGACUAAAUAAAGUGGGUAUCACGUACAUUAGAGCAGUGGUUCCCAGUCACAGUGGGUUGCGGGUCCAUUCUGAAUGGACUGCAAGUGACUUGCAAAUGUGUCAAGUUUGUAAAAAAACACUUUAUUUUUAGGUGUAGUGUAUUUCCGGCACAUUGUCUUUAUUUUGACGUGCUGCUUCCUGCUGUAGAGUUAGUGAAGAAUGGACAGCUACUUAGAGAGACUGGAAAAGUAGCUCCAUGACAUGGCAAAAUUCAGGUAUGAUGAUGAAUAUAUUAAACUGUGUGGACCUUGAACUAAUGACUCAGGAGAUAUCUGGAAAUCUUUUGUUGUUUUUCAGCCAUUUUUUUAGCCUGUUGGGCUGUAAUAAUAAAAUUCGUUUUCACUCUAUUCUCUCUACAGCCUAUAUUUAAUACAUAUAUCUGGAACAUGAUGUGGUUGAAUAAUAUUUCUGACUUACACAACUGAAGUAGCAUUUUAAUGGACCCAACUAUCAAUAACUAUUUUACACAUUCAUUAAUUGUUUUUUCUUUAGUCAGGAAUUGAAAAAACUAUGUCACAUCUGUAUAGCAAUGAAUUGUGGGUAGUUAAAUCAAGGAUGUCUGGUUCAUUUUGCUCCUAAGUGGACGCUCAGGAAGUCUGCAGAAAGUCUCCUUGAGGCUCCUUGUGGACUGGAUAGAUUGUGGAUUGGGACAGCCCUAAGCACUCCCAGACUCCCAGAACACACCCGAAAAGUCUGCCGUCUUAAAGUGCGGUAUAGUCCAGACGUGGAUUCAGACUUACUGUCCCUUUCACUUUCACGGUCUUUUUCUUUAUACGCCCAUGACCUUCCCCCUGUCCCCUGCUCAAGCAUCCAGCCAGUUCACUGGUUAUGAACACCAGAUUUUUUUUUUUUCAGCACACACAUCUAGCGGACCAUGAAAAAAAAGUGUAUUGGAUUAGAACUGCUGACUGCACCUUUAAAUUGAAACGUCAAGACAGAAUGAGAAGUUGUAAUUGAAUUAAACUGAGACGAAAUCCUAUUUAUUAUCAGUGAUUUAUUAUCAUACGUGUUCCCUCUUAGAAACACCUGACCUGUUUGAUCAAGUAAAUGCAGAAAAAAAGUAAAAUACAUUCAGAUAAACAUGAGCACCUGUUUUUGUCGAUUCUUCCACUCCUCGUCCUUGGCUUUAUAGAGCCGCAUUAAACGUGACAACACAGUACAAGGCAAGUCCAACCACCCACCUAAUUAAACUGUACAGUUGGCAAACAAACUACUGUAGACAACAAAAUGGUGAACAAGCAGAAUAAAGAUUCUGUUAAAUAAAGCAAUGCAGAGCAGUUAAGGACGUCACCAAGAGUAAGGUUUGGACACAAUGACAAAGCAGUCAUAAUGAGGCUGUAAUUACGUACCACAGACGCCUCAGGGUGAACACUGAAAGGAUUCUUUUAAUGUUCCCAACUAAAGGCAUGUGUUCACGUCUAUCAUACCUACUCGACAUGAGAUUUUCUAUUGUUUUUAUAUGUGGAAAUCGAUCCCAUGAAAUUAGCUUAGUGCUUAUUAAUAAACAUUAAAUACAAAAUGGAAAAAACUGUAGUUAAAAUGUUUAUGGACAUGAGAGCACCGGGUAAGACUGACAAAUUACAGACGUUAACAUUUUUGCAAGAUAACGGGGACUGCAACACAGCCCAUUCAGACAUGAAGUCUGUAUAAUAAGCUUUUUUUCACUCAAACAUAAAACCUAUACUACCUACUGUAUCAUGGAGUGGUAGUCUCCACUGGUUAAAAACAGAAUGCCCAAAAACAAAAUGAAUCUAUAUUACUGAGGGAAAUAGUAUAUUUUUAUUAUCUUUUUUUUAACUACUUUGACACAGAAACAAAAUCCUCCCUGGUUUUCUACAUUUCAGUUAUGGGUUGAAAAUCGGAUAAUGCUGAGAAUCAAAGGUUUGUUUGGAACAUAUGAAAACAAGUAUUCCUAAAAGCAUAGGCUGUUUUUCAAGAGGAGUAUCUCCAUUUUUUGUUUCAAACUGCUUGGCCUAGAUUUAACUCAUUAGACAUGGACAUUGGAGAUGUGGAAGGCAGAUAACAGAGGCUUUCAAAUACAAAACAUAAACCAAUCAACUCUAUAAACUAGAGCCAUUUAUGCCAGUCAUUCACAACAGGCAGCACAGAUGAAAGAAACAUACGAGUGGAUAUAUCAAAUCUAUAUUAUUUACAACCAAAUCUAAAAUUGUUUAGUUACUCUACUGAUAAAUUUUCUACAAAAAUUGCAUAACAGUGUUGUUCCUUAAUGUGACAAACUUGUUCAAUAUGCAUACUCUGCAUACUUUCACACCACUUACGAACCAACAGAAUUAGUUUUGCCACUGAUAAAUACCCCUCGACUCCCCACAAAACAAAA
This is a messenger RNA of Epinephelus moara (kelp grouper), 5318 nucleotides long. It is a transcript of the gene irf7, whose product is annotated as interferon regulatory factor 7. Gene Ontology annotation, cellular component: nucleus. Gene Ontology annotation, molecular function: protein binding; RNA polymerase II cis-regulatory region sequence-specific DNA binding; DNA-binding transcription factor activity, RNA polymerase II-specific. Gene Ontology annotation, biological process: immune system process; regulation of transcription by RNA polymerase II. The record is from RefSeq and is a predicted model, not a curated record. NCBI's taxonomy places the organism in Eukaryota, Metazoa, Chordata, Actinopteri, Perciformes, Serranidae. The transcript is spliced from 10 exons. The coding region runs from base 142 to 1443 and encodes 433 amino acids.